AUGCCUCCACCGUGUACCAUUGAAACAUGCAAACGUAAAUCCCGAGCAUUAUGUCAUUGUUGCAGCCAGAAUCUUUGUCCUGAUCAUUUGAAAGAACAUGAUGAUGUAAUAAAUUCUCAAGUAAAUCCUCUUGUUGACGAAAUUAAUAAUAUUGAUAAUCAAUUGUCGUCCUUAAAUGUCGAUGACGUUAUUGAUAAAUGUCGUCAAAAAUUGGAUAAAUGGCGUCAUGAUUGUCAUAAUGUAAUCGAUCGUUACUAUGAAGAAAAAAGUCAAGAACUUCAACAACGUUGUGUUCAACUAGUUAGUCAAAAACGAAAAAAAAUUCAUCAAUUAAAAUUAAAAACAAACGAACUUAUUCAAGAACAAGAAGUAACGCAUGACGAUAUAUCUUUAUUGAAAUCAACUAUUAAUAAUAUCAAACGUGACGUUAACCAAUUUGAAGAGAAUGGCAUUUUAGUUGAUACUCAUCCUUUAAUUAUUAAUCAAUAUUUAGUUUAUAUUGAAGAAUUAACAUCGAACAAACUCGAUAUAUAUACUCUUUCGUCUCCUUACCAAUCAGUCGAUUGUUCUAAUGAUGAUUGGCAAGUACUGGCAAGCAAUAAACAUUUUUUACUAUUAGGUCAAUAUCCAAAUUUAUGUUUGUUUAAUAAAGAAUUGACUCUUUUAAAACAAUUUCCAUGGGAAUAUGAUCGCAUUUCUGAUAUAUGUUGGUCAUCGACUAUAAAUAGUUUUAUUAUCAUAACAAACAAAAAUGGAGUUUUUCUAAUUAACGAAAAUCUAACAUCAAUUAAAUCCAUUCAAACAAUCGAGAAAAGCCAGUGGAUGUCUUGUACAUGCUCAAAUGCAUCUCUAUAUCUAAUCACGAAUGAAUCAACUUCUGAUAUUUUUCAAUUCAAUCUUUUAUCGUCGUUUCAUUUCAUCAAACGAUGGAAAUCUCCUCAAACUUGUAACUACGACGAACUUAUCUAUACUAUUGCUUACAACAAUGAAACACUUGCUUUAAUAAUAAGAGAAAAAGACGAUAAAUCAAAGCGCAUUGAACUUCGAUCUUCAUCAACACUCGAUAAACUCUGGUCACUCUCAUUUGAUACAAUGUAUCGUCUUGGACGACGGUUAUAUCGUCUUUGUUCACUCAAAUAUGACGAAUGGCUUGUUAUCGAUGAUACUACUUCACAUAUUGUGCAUGUUAGUAAUGAUGGAAAAAUAAAGGCAAGACGUUCAUACAAACCAACAGUUCAUAAUGCUGUUUUAUUCGGUUCAAACAUGUUGGCCAUGAGAACAAAAACUUGUCUCAAUUUCUAUAGAAUAUAA
Rotaria sp. Silwood1 is the source of this 1311-nucleotide messenger RNA. NCBI's taxonomy places the organism in Eukaryota, Metazoa, Rotifera, Eurotatoria, Philodinida, Philodinidae. The record is from the annotation of a GenBank genome assembly.